Elgaria multicarinata webbii is the source of this 3673-nucleotide messenger RNA. It is a transcript of the gene SPECC1, whose product is annotated as sperm antigen with calponin homology and coiled-coil domains 1. The record is from RefSeq and is a predicted model, not a curated record. Gene Ontology annotation, molecular function: protein binding. The coding region runs from base 16 to 3141 and encodes 1041 amino acids. NCBI's taxonomy places the organism in Eukaryota, Metazoa, Chordata, Lepidosauria, Squamata, Anguidae. Gene Ontology annotation, biological process: actin cytoskeleton organization. Gene Ontology annotation, cellular component: microtubule organizing center; Golgi apparatus; filamentous actin. The transcript is spliced from 14 exons.
UUGUCUAAAAGAAAAAUGAAGAGCACGGCCAGGCCGUGGAGUGCUGUGUCCAAACAGGGGAGCCACGGGACGGACCGAGGGAAGCCCGCGCCCGCCGCGUCAGCAGGCAUGAAGGCCUCCAAGUCGUCCACCUCGCUUGCAUUUGACUCUCGCCUCAGCAAGCUGAAGAGAGCCAGCAGUGAAGACAUGCUGACAAAGCCGGGGGUCGGCGCAACCAUGGGGGGCUCCCGGCUGAAGAAGACCAUCACGACGGGGGCCAUCUCGGAGCUGGCCGAGAACCGGCUGCGGCCGAGCACAGGUUCCAUCCCAUCGUCGAAGCGUACCGGAAUCCCAGCGCCUCGGGAGCUGCCGACUGCGGUAGCCCGGGAAAAGGCGGUCCCGAGGCCCAGGAAGGCCCAGCCCAGCCCGACUUCUUCGGGCACGCCGACCCCCACCAAGCACUCGCGGGGGGCCCUCAAGACCAAGAAUGAGGCGGAGGUCGUGGACCGGGCGGUCCUGGAGUCCCAGGUCAAGGAGCUCCUGGCCGAAGCCAAGACGAAAGACUCCGAGAUCACCAAACUCCGGAGUGAGCUGAAGAAACGGCAAGACAAAGAGCCGCCGGGGAACGGCGACUGCGCCAGCCCGUUAGAUCCGAGCAGGGACCCGCCGCCAGUCGAGACGGAGCCACUGAUCCGGGCUCUCCAGGAGAAAAACCGGACUUUCCAACGGGAGCUCUUGAGCUUGGGGGAGGAGAACCGGCGGCUGAAAGAGAAACUGAGUCACCUGGACCACUCGCCGUUGUCGGACACCAUGAGCAGCAGCAGUCUUCCAACCCCCACCACGCAAGGAUCCAGCUUCGGGAGCCCAACAAAUCACCCCAGGGAGGACGGCCACCUGUGUGUCAACGGGCCGCCGUUGCGCAACUCCGGUUCCUCCAGCAGCGACGUGACCAAAGCAUCCCUCUCGCCUGACGCGUCGGAUUUCGAGCACAUCUUGGACGUCCCCUCGAGGCCGGCCUCGUCCUCCAGCAGCAACCCCUUCAAGACCUCCCGGUGCUCCACGUCGGGGAGCUCGCCCAACAACGCCAGCGACCUCUCGGUGGCCUCCCUGACGGAGAGGAUCCAGCGGAUGGAGGAGAACCACCACUGCACGGCGGAGGAGCUGCAGGCCACGCUGCAGGAGCUCUCGGACCAGCAGCAGGUGGUCCAGGAGCUGACGGCCGAGAACGAGAAGCUCACCGAGGAGAAGGCCCUGCUGGAGAGCUCCUUCUGCCAGCACCGGGAGCGGGCCGAGCAGCUGAGCCACGAGAACGAGAGGCUGGCCACCCUCCUGCAGGAGCGGCCCAAGAGCGACGAGAACAAGGCCAAAGCGCACGAGCUGGAGCAGAAGUGCGCCGAGCUGCAGGAGAAGGCCCAGUUCGAGAGGGAGAAGAUGCUGAACAUCCAGCAGCAGCUCACCAGCAGCCUCCGGAGCCUGGAGCGGGAGCACCAGGACUCCCAGGCGGCCCUCAAGAACCUGAGGGAGGAGAACGGGCGGCUGGCCGCGGUCCUGGAGGCGGAACGGCAGAGCGGCGCCGUCCUGGCCGGCACCCUGGAGGACUGCAAGGUCUCCGUGGAGGGGCUGAAGAUCGAGAGCGGUUCGCUCCGGUCCCAGCUGGAGAGCGAGAGGCGGAAGGCCGCGGCGAUGGAUGCCAUGGGAGGCGACGCCGGCCACUCGGACAUCCGGGAGAUGCUGGAAGGGGCCCGGGCCGAGAAGGACCUGCUAGAGCUCGCUUGCACGGAGCUCAAGCAGGAGCUCUUGAAGGUGCACAGCGAAGUGAAGACCCUGCAAGGGCAGCUGGCCAAGGUCGAGAAGGAACGCGGGCAGCUGAAGGAGACCUGCGACCGGCAAACGGAGCAGCUGAGCCGGGCCAGCCUCCACUUGCAAGAGAAGACGGCAGAGAACGAAACGGAGAUCAAGAACCUGAAGGAAACCAUCUUUGAGCUGGAAGACCAGGUGGAGCAGCACCGGGCGGUCAAGUUGCACGACAACCAGAUCAUCAGCGACUUGGAGAAUAAUCUCCUGGAACUGGAAGACCAGAAGGUGGAUUUGGAGCGGCAGCUGAAGGCCUUGAACAAGCAGAUGAAGGAAGACGCGGAGGAAUGGCGCCGCUUCCAGGCCGACCUGCAGACCGCCGUGGUCGUGGCCAACGACAUCAAGUGCGAAGCGCAGCAGGAGCUGCGGGUGGCGAAGCGCCGCUUGCUGGAGGAGGAGGAGAAGAGCGCCCGGCUGCAGAAGGAGCUGGACGAGGCACAAGGAGGAAGCAGCCGGCCAAGAACAGAGGUAGCAGAUUCCACCGAGGUGGAUUCCACCAACCUCUGGCAAGGGGUCCCCGUGAGCCACACAUCUCCGACGCCCCCGGAAUCUCUGGCCACCGUCAAAUCACUGAUCAAGUCCUUUGACUUGGGAUGCCCAGCCGGAACCGGGCAAACUGUCCCCAUUCACAAGGUCUCCCGGAGUCUGCUCAGUGGGAUUCCCACCAGGACAGCGCCCGCCGCCGCCGUCUCGCCCAUCCAGAGACAUUCUACCUUGAGCACCUCAAAGCCCUCUGGAAAAGUAUUCUCCAAACCCACUGAUCUCCCGGACCUUCCCUUGGCAGACCUGCUUAAAGGGCGAAGUGAGGAGCAGAAGCGAGACCACUUCCUCCGCAAGAGCCCCUCGCUAGAAUCUCUGAGCAAGCCCCCCACCAUGACCUUCGCCGGCAGGAUGCUCACCUCCACCCCCAGCGGCUUGAGACCUCCAAGCAAGCUCAGCGUGGAGAGGAAGGACCCCUUGGCCGCUUUGGCGAGGGAGUACGGCGGCUCGAAGAGGAACGCCCUGCUCAAGUGGUGUCAGAAGAAGACAGAAGGAUACCCAAAUAUCGACAUCACCAACUUCAGCAGCAGCUGGAGUGACGGCCUGGCCUUCUGCGCCCUCCUCCACACUUACCUGCCUGCCCACAUCCCGUACCAGGAGCUCACCGGCCAGGAUAAGAAGAGAAACCUGCUUUUGGCUUUCCAAGCUGCAGAAAGCGUGGGGAUCAAACCCAGUUUGGAGCUGAGCGAGAUCAUGUACACGGAUCGCCCCGACUGGCAGAGCGUCAUGCAGUACGUGGCCCAGAUCUAUAAAUAUUUUGAGACCUGAGUUCCCGGGACACGGCCAGGAGAGUGACGAGGACGAGGGCAUCGGACGCAAAACACCGCGCAACGCACUCGAUCACUUUAAAAGAAAUGCGACACUCGCCCGCCCGCCCGCCCGCCCGCCCCUGCCGGUUCCCGCUCUGCAAAGCCCGUCGGAUACUCCUUGCGGCCCCCGCAAAGGGUUCCGUGCGCCGUGCUCUGAAACGCCCGGGCCGUUCAGGUCAGAGUGCCAAAUCGACUCUUUCCACUCCCAGGGACCAGCCAGAACGACGCCUGUUCCUUGCAGGCCUUCCCACCGCUCGAGUGGCUCUGCGGGCACCACGGAAUGGCUGGUUUUUUGUUCUGCCCAAUGGCAGGACUCCGUUAAUGCAUGUGUCCCGUCCCCCGUCCCCCCAUUCAGCUACUCCUCCAUGCGGUGACUUGAGGAAAUCCUGCAGAAUUCUGGAUUUCUUUUUCCUCUGAGCCUGGGGUGAGUUCGAGGAGCCAGAAGCUGAUUACUGGUGUGUGUGUGUGUGUGGUGGUGUCCCCCAAACCAG